UGUUUGUUCAUGACGAAAGAUUUCGUUGCAGCCCAUGAACAGUAGAGUAUAAAUCAUCUGACAUUUACACAGGUUAUGACCAUAGCAUGCGAGCACAGACACCAUGCAACUUCAGCUGCUUUCAACAAAAGUUCGAUACUGCUGCGCUCCGGAUAAAACAUACAACUACAGACACAGGCUACCACAACAUGAUUACAGGUGAUGCAAGUCCUUCAGAUUUUAGUGAUUUCCGAGGAUGGCCCAAAAUACCACAAAAUGCAGGUUUAGAGAAACCAGUGGUUAUGACACCCCAUCUCAUGAGACGAGUGUAUACAGAUCCGAAGUUCAUUGUCCUCUUCAGAAAUCCAACUAAUAGGUUAUAUUCUGACUAUAUUAUGCGGGCCGGAAGAUCAGCGGAGGAUUUCCAUGAAGCCGUGACAAGAGAUAUUCAGACCGAGGAGACCUGCAUGAAGAACCACACGGUGGAACAAUGUCUGUACAGCCUGGACAUAGCACGAACACUUCGGACUCGGAUUUUCUUAGGGUGCUAUUCAGUUUACAUGCGAGAAUGGCUGAAGGUUUUUCCAAGAGAGCAAUUCCUUAUCUUGCGAACAGAGGACCACGAUCAAGACCCAAAAGCUCGGCUGAGAAAAGUGUACAACUAUUUGAAACUAAAUUAAACUGAAGAGUGGUUGUCUUACAUCGCCAGUGCGCCUAAACGCAAUGUCAGUAAGAAGAAGAGAAGUAUAGAACCCAUGCUUGAAAAAACCCGUGUCUUACUGGACACUUUUUACGGCAGAUACAAUCGGGAUUUGGCAGAUGUACUACAGGACAAGAAGUUUCUGUGGCUGACAUAAUAUCGGCUAAAAGAAGACUCGAACAAACAAACAGUUCAUAGGAGUAUACUCUUCAAAAGAUUAUUUCUAAUAACGUCAUUUUUAUCAUAAUUGUGAAAUUCUUACUGUCGAUAUUUUGAGAAUAUCUAGUACAAAGGGGUUUAAAAAUGAGCUUAUUCUGAAUGUCAUGAUACUUAUCCUGAAAAUGUAUUUGCAAAGAGGGAUUGAAAGAAUCAAAAUUGACGUCUUCAACAUGUAAUACCAGCAUGCUGCAUGGGAUUUGUAUGGAGACUAGAUCUUCCCCCGCUUCAGCUGCAAAACCACAUUUGAUAACUAAAUUGAAAAAAUGUAUUUUUUAUGGCAGAAAAUUACUUUUUAGCAGUCGGAGGCAUAAAUAUUUUUAUCGAGAAUUUUAUGGUACAAUG
This is a messenger RNA of Haliotis rufescens (red abalone), 1240 nucleotides long. Its product is annotated as carbohydrate sulfotransferase 15-like. The coding region runs from base 87 to 659 and encodes 190 amino acids. The record is from RefSeq and is a predicted model, not a curated record. The transcript has 5 exons. Gene Ontology annotation, molecular function: N-acetylgalactosamine 4-sulfate 6-O-sulfotransferase activity. NCBI's taxonomy places the organism in Eukaryota, Metazoa, Mollusca, Gastropoda, Lepetellida, Haliotidae. Gene Ontology annotation, biological process: hexose biosynthetic process.